Medicago truncatula (barrel medic) is the source of this 988-nucleotide messenger RNA. RefSeq lists its product as uncharacterized. Gene Ontology annotation, molecular function: nucleic acid binding; RNA-DNA hybrid ribonuclease activity. The coding region runs from base 223 to 696 and encodes 157 amino acids. Lineage: Eukaryota; Viridiplantae; Streptophyta; Magnoliopsida; Fabales; Fabaceae. The transcript has 7 exons. The record is from RefSeq and is a predicted model, not a curated record.
UUACAUUUACCUUGGUUAGUUUUUAUUACUGUCCAUAGUUGUUGUAGUAAAGAAUUUAUUCUGGUUAAUAAAAAAUUUGAAAUCCGGUUUCAGAAUUUGUUAUAACAAACCGAUCAAUUUUACUAUAUAGUAUAGUACUGUGGACUCUAACAAACACAUUAGACCUGGAAUUGGAGUUGAAAAAUCAUAGAGAGAGAAAUCACGAGCAGUGGAAAAAGAGAGAUGCAUGGUUGUGGUAUUGCAAUCGUAGAGAGGAAUUAUAAUCCACUUUCUUGUAUCCUUGAGUUUGAUGGUGCAGCCAGUGGGAAUCCCGGACCAGCUGGUGCCGGAGCUAUACUGCGUUCUGAAGAUGGGAGUCUGCUCUAUCGAUUCCGCGAAGGACUUGGUUAUCAAACAAAUAAUGUUGCUGAGUAUCGUGCACUGAUUUUAGGACUGAAACAAGCUCUAAGGAAAGGAUAUAGGAACAUCACUGUCUACGGAGACUCCGAACUUGUUAUCAAUCAGUUGAAAGGUUUAUGGAACAUCAACAAUGCUUAUUUAAGGAACUUAUGCAAUGAGGCUUUGGAGCUAAGGGAUAACUUUCACUUGUUCAGCAUCUUUUACAUUCCUAGGGAAUAUAACGCUGAAGCUGAUGCACAAGCAAAUCGGGCCAUCUUUCUUGGAGACGGUCAAGUUCAAGAAGAUUGCAUGAAUUAACGAUCAUCCGACGGCAUGCCACUGUCAAAAACUAUUGGCAACUAUGUUACAUUUAUGUCUAGCAAGUACUUCAGUUUAGCAAAUUGGUGGUUUCACAUGUGAACUGGCAUGUCAAAGGUCAAAUAUUGUUUGUAAUAUUGUAAAUUUGAACAUGCCUAAUGUGUAGAUGCCCACUAUUAGCAGUUUAGGGACUUAAAAAAUGUUGUCAUGCAUGUUGUUUGGAUCUUAUAUAUGCACAUUUCUAAAUUUCUAUUUUCUAUGUUCAUCUGAAAAACACUUUGAUGUGUGAUAA